CUUGUUUUUGUUAUUUUUCGUUAGUUUCGUUCAUCUUUUACGGUAUAAAGGUUGACCAAAUCCCAAAAUUAUGGAAGAUUUUACUCAACUUAAUAAUUUGGCCUCGAGUUCCAAUUUUGCUAAAAUUUGUUUCGCUACGGAUGAUUUUUUUGCACCGGCAGAGAAUUUGUUGAAUGAUGCAGAACCCCUUUGGAUUGGAGAUAAGUUCACAGAGUUCGGAAAAUGGAUGGAUGGAUGGGAAACUCGAAGGAAACGCAUUCCAGGACAUGAUUGGUGUAUAAUUAAACUUGCGGCGCCCUGUGAGAUCAAAGGAAUUGAAGCCGAUACAGCUUAUUUUACGGGAAAUUAUGUACCUCAAAUUUCGGUUCAAGCAGCUUUUUUGACUUCAGAAGACGAAAAAUUAUUUCCCGUGCGCGAAAAGGACAAAAUGGGAACCGCUUGUACGAGCGACGAAUUAAAACAAGUCAACAAACUCCGUUCCGAUACAUGGCUUGAAAUAGUUGAACGUUCAAAACUCUCCCCCGGCUACGAAGACACCCGAAAAUCCCUUUUUCCCGUAAAUUGUUCGAAAAUUUUCACGCACGUUCGUUUAAAUUACUUCCCUGACGGAGGAGUUGCGCGUUUUAAAGUCUUCGGAAUCGUCAAAGUUGAUCCUCAGUCCUUUAAAGGCUCAGAAAUGGUCGAUUUAAUUUCCCUGCUGAACGGCGGUUUGUGUUUAAAAUAUUCCAAUGCGCACUACGGUCAUCCCGGAAACCUCAUAAAACCCUCAAAGGGCUUCAAUAUGGGCGACGGAUGGGAAACAGCAAGACGUCUCGAUCGACCUGCGAUAUUAACGGCAAACGAAAAUGGCAUCUUAAACAAUGUCCCGGGAUGCGAAUGGUGCAUUUUCAAAGUUGGUUUGAAAGGAAGAAUCGACCACGUGGUUAUCGAUACGCGUCAUUUCAAGGGAAAUUUUCCGGAUAGUGUGAGGAUUGAAGGCACCCAAGACCUGGAAAACGCAAAAUGGGAGGAAAUUCUCGCAGAAUUUAAGCUUUCGGCGCACAAAGAGCAUCUCGUGACCCAAGAAAAGCUGAAAUCGCAUGGACCAUUUACCCAUGUACGAGUGACUAUAGCACCCGAUGGCGGAAUUAGUCGUGUUCGUAUCUUUGGACGACCCGUGUAACGGAAGAUUUAUGAGAAACACUCCAUUCGACGUUCAUUCCGACGAAGAAAAGAAGAUAAAUUCGAGACAAAAUAAGAUGUUUGUUCUCAUUUUGUCAUUUUACAUGCACGUGAAGCGUCUCGCAAGAAAGAUGUUUUCUUUUUUUCAAUGAAAAUUUAUUUCAUGCAGUUAAAUUUUUAUUAUUUUUUUUAAAUUAAAUGAAUUUUUCAUGUUAAAAUAAAAUAUUCCAUACUUUUU
This is a messenger RNA of Culicoides brevitarsis, 1399 nucleotides long. Its product is annotated as allantoicase-like. Bases 71 to 1162 code for a protein of 363 amino acids. The record is from RefSeq and is a predicted model, not a curated record. Lineage: Eukaryota; Metazoa; Arthropoda; Insecta; Diptera; Ceratopogonidae. The transcript has 4 exons. Gene Ontology annotation, biological process: allantoin catabolic process. Gene Ontology annotation, molecular function: allantoicase activity.